Molecule: messenger RNA, 150 nt
Organism: Meloidogyne enterolobii
Lineage: Eukaryota; Metazoa; Nematoda; Chromadorea; Rhabditida; Meloidogynidae
Source: the annotation of a GenBank genome assembly
AUGUUAGUAGAGGAAGGUUUGGAAGAGAACCUCCAUUGGCCCCAACAUUUGUUUAUGAUCCAAAUGUUUUACAAAGUCGUUAUGGCUUUAAUGGAAUACUUUCACAAUUUUUACCUAAUGGACAAUUACAACGUUUUGGGACUGGAAUAG